Venustampulla echinocandica is the source of this 1086-nucleotide messenger RNA. RefSeq lists its product as uncharacterized. The transcript is spliced from 2 exons. Bases 1 to 1086 code for a protein of 361 amino acids. Lineage: Eukaryota; Fungi; Ascomycota; Leotiomycetes; Helotiales; Pleuroascaceae. The record is from RefSeq and is a predicted model, not a curated record.
AUGGCUACGUCUGCAGUCCCACAUGUGGUGCAUGCUGCUCCAAGGAUGGGGUCUGCGGCCGAUCCAAGGCCUUUUGCGGCGAUGGUUGUCAACCCAGCUUCGGCAACUGUGAUGUGGCUCCCCCGCCACCGCCCGGACCCGGCUCCCCAUCCCCUGACGGGGCCUGCGGCGGCACAAAUCAGUUCAACUGCACCGGCUCAACCUUUGGCGCCUGUUGCUCAUCCGGCGGAUGGUGCGGUGAUACGACUGCCCAUUGCGCAUCGGACGGCGGUUGCCAGAGCCUCUUCGGCACCUGCGCUGCGCCUAGCAACGUUUCCUCCGACGGAUCCUGUGGCGCCAACGGCAAGAUCUGUCUUGGGUCCGCGUUUGGCGAUUGCUGCUCUUCGAGCGGCUUCUGCGGCGGCUCGCCCACUCACUGUGGAACCGGUUGCUAGGCGGGCUUCGGCAACUGCACUACCAACGGCGGUGGGAGUGGAGGUGUCUCUACCGACGGCAACUGUGGGGGCACGUCGAAGACGACGUGCAAGGGUUCGACGUUUGGGGAUUGUUGUUCAUCGAGCAGCUUCUGCGGUGGCUCAGCUACUCACUGUGGGCCGGGUUGCCAGUCCGGCUUCGGGACCUGUACUGCGGCGGACAAUGUCUCGACGGAUGGUUCCUGCGGAGCCAACGGCAAGACCUGCAAAGGCUCGACCUUCGGGGACUGCUGUUCGUCCAGUGGCUUCUGUGGCGCAUCUUCUACCCACUGCGGUGCCGGGUGUCAGGCAGCCUUCGGCACUUGUAAUGCUGGUGCCGGAGGUGUGUCGACAGAUGGCGCGUGCGGGAAGAAUGGCAAGACUUGUAAAGGAUCGACCUUUGGAGAUUGCUGUUCGUCCAGUGGCUUCUGUGGUGCAACUUCUACCCACUGCGGAGCAGGAUGCCAGACAGCGUUUGGCACGUGCCCGACCGACAGCAGUGGCAGCAUCUCAACUGAUGGGAACUGCGGCAAGAACGGUAAGACAUGCAGAGGGUCGACUUUCGGAGACUGUUGCUCAGCAAAUGGCUUCUGCGGCAAGUCAACGGAUCAUUGCGGUGCAGGCUGCCAGAUGA